Molecule: messenger RNA, 26113 nt
Organism: Cinara cedri
Lineage: Eukaryota; Metazoa; Arthropoda; Insecta; Hemiptera; Aphididae
Source: the annotation of a GenBank genome assembly
GUUCGGUUUGGACUGACCGUGGCGUAACAUAAUAGUAUAUAAAUAUUAUAAAAUAUCGCGUAAAGCGUAAAUCGCGUUUCGUAAUUUUUUAUUAUUAUUAUUUUUUUCAACUACCAAUAUUGAUAUUUGCGAUCGAGGAAAAAUAGAAAAAUUGAAAAAAUAAAUCCGGACGGUGUACCGCUUUCCCGGCCGCCCAACGAUAUAUCAUUACACGACAGCGGUGAUUUUUGCGUUUUUUAUUAUUGUUACUAACGUCCGCGAUCGAAUGUCCGUUUGAUUUUUACGGGAUAAUACGUACGGAAUUAUAAUAAUAAUACGUAUAGACACAAAAUAUACGUCGCACAUAUACAAACACACAAUACGUAUACACGCGCAUACGUAGUCGUAUACCGUUUAACGAAAUGGCAAACAAUAGUGAAUUAUUGUUAGUCAAAUUCCUGUUGAUGGUCCACGUACUGCAGUACACCUGUAUCGGUUUCACGUCCACCAGAUCUUCGGGCGUUCAUCAAAGUAAGUGAAAACCAACGAAUAUUGUUACGGUUUACGAGUAUACAAAUAUUAUCGGAUUAAAAUUCGAAUUUUUUUUUGAUAUUCUGAAUUGUACAGGUCAUGUUUAAAAUUCAACAUUAUAAAUUGAGGCACAGGAAACAUUUCAGUGCUUCCGAAAAAAUUGACGAUCGAUUUGUUAAGUUUUGAAGGGUUGCAGCUAACAAAAUUACCAUACAUAGAGAAUAUAUUUAGGAAUAUAUAGGAAUAUAUUUUUUACCAUACUAAAAAUUAAAUUUGAAUUAUAAUCAUCGUCCUGAAAAAAUAAAUAUGUUUUAAUUUGUCAUUAUAUUGUUAUAAUACUAUUUCUCUAUAUAAGAAAUACAGAAAUAUAAAAUAUAUAAUAUAUAAAAAAAAAAACGACCGAAUUAUUGAACAUUCGUUUUAGUUGUUUUAUUUUUGGUUUUUAAGAAAACUAUUGUGAUUUAAAUUAUAUACCUAUAGGUAUAGUUGGGUACAUUCUAAAUGGGAUUUCGGAUCAUUUUGAUCCCGCGGAUAUUUAUUCAACUAUAUUCAAAAACAUUCGAUAUUAGUCUACGUAAUAUAAAUCAUAUUACCGAACAGCGAGUUAGUUAUAUUUAGGCUUAGAGAUUUUUUAACUCUAAAAAACAUGUACAUAUGUUUUAAAAACAAUCAAAUAUAUGCUAGAAUUUGCUCUUAAGAUAUUUUGUUUCUAUUGGAAUUAUACACUGAAAACUUGACGUAUAACUAAUUUAUUAUAAAUAUUUUUUUAUUAUGGAUAAUUGUAUUUACAUAAAGACUUUGUGUUUUAAGAUGGUUGAUUUGAGAGUUAUUGAUCAAACUAACUCAAUGUUUGUUCGUAGGCCUAAAAUAUAAAUCAAAUUACCAUACAUUAACUAUUACUAUUAACUUACGAUAGUCUAUUUGACCGUGCUAUCGUAUACCAGUGCGUAUGAAUUUGUGAAAUGUAAAUCGAAAAAUGCGUGUCUAUGACACGGCAUACUUAAAAGCAAUAUAGGUACUGCUAAAAAUAUACUAUAAAAAGCAAAAACUGUAAAAUACGCAAUUAAUUUACGAAAUAAAAUUUAGGAUUUAGAUUUAUAUAUCAUGCAUAUAUUUUUAUUUUUAUGCUACUUUUUUUUUUUUAAAAAAAAGAAAGAAAUAUGCAAAUGCUAUAUAUUUUUUUCGGGUGUAGGUAUGCUUAUUAUUAAUAUAAUAUUCCUAAAUUGUAUGUCUAUUGAGUAUCUAUCCGAUUUAUAAUUACUGGGCUUAAGUUAUAAUUUAGUGUAUUUUAAUUUAAAAUUAAUAUCACUUAAUAACCUAACUAUUUAAAAUUAUUCCAAAAUACUUUACAAUGUCCCGAUAUAAUAUAUAUUUUUGUUUAUUACUCAUGUAUAAAUAAUAUUGUAUACUUUAAAACUAGAUGAUAAACUAUACCCGUAAAUAUUAUAUUAAUGAUGGGUGAAAGUCAAAUAUAUUCUGUUCACUCUUCUGAAAUGCGUUUUUAAGGUCAUUUUUUGAAUAAAUUAAAUUAGCCAUCUGCGUAAACUUUCUUAUAAAUAAUAUUAUUUAUAAAAAGUAAUAUAUUUUGACCUCGAUCGAUUUUUUAAAAUACAAAUUUAUAUUGUGCUACGCGGAUGUACAAGGAAUGUUUACGAGUCUUUCGCCAGCUGUUACGAAUUUAUAAUGCGAACAUUUUGUACAACUUAACGAAUAUCUAGCAUACUGCAGUAAUAAUUGAUCAAUAAAUUAGAAUUAAUUUAUUUUACUGAAAUCUCCAACAAUCAUAAAAUAAGAUAUGGAUACAUGUGUUAUACGUGUUGAUGAUAUGUUAAUAAUGUGAUACGUGUGUUUUCCCGAUUGACAACAAUAUCAUAAUAUUAAACAAUUUAUAAUCUCACAAAGAAAUAUCGUUGUUAUUCCAAGUUAAAAAAAACAGACAUACUUUGCACGAUGGGUGCAGCCACUGUUGUUGGUGAAAAGUUGUGAAGUUAGGACACAAAAGAGAUUUGAAUGCAUAUCUGUAUACAACGAUAAACCAUUGCUUACGAAAAAAUGAUUUUGAGCGGAGUUCAGUUGAUAGUGAGGCUUUAUCAAUAAUGUAUAAUAUAUUUUAUAUUAUAGUAAAAUAAUUAAAUAGGCAUUAUUCAUUUUCAGUAAUAAUAUUUGUUUUAUAUUGUACUGAUUUUUCCGUUUUUUCCGGUUUUCCCGUGUUUUCCCCCAAGUUUUCACAUUUGUUGAGAUAAAACUGGAAAAAUCGAAAAAUGACCUCUCUAAAAUACCACCCCAAGAAAAUUUCCACCUAGAAAAAGGUCUACAUAAAAAACAACGAAGUAAGCUUUCUAGUAGAAAAAGUGUUCACAUAAAAAAAAAAAUUAUACAUCUUUGUAAAACCAAUACAUUCUUUUCUACACUCAGAAUCUAAAACUAUUAUAAAUUCAUAUCGUGAUGUCGGUUUAAAAUCCAAGACAGUAGACGAAAAACGUGAAAAUUUGCAGGAUCGUUCAAUAAUUUCUGCCCCCGAAUAAAUGAAAAUUCACUCAAUAUAUAAAUUACUAGAGUCUUUUGUAUUUCAAUUAUACAAAUUACAGUGGUGGAACUAACGAAUAAGCAUCAUAGGCCAGGGUCUACUAACUUUUCACUGAAAAUUAAUGAUCAAUAAAUAAUAAUCUAUUAAAUUGUUAUUUUUUAUCUGGGUCUAGUAUUUUUAAAUUGUUCCGUGAAACAAAGGCUUGAAAAAUCAACGGUUUUAAGAAAAAUGUAAAAUAUAAAAUUUCUAUUAUUAGUGUUUUCCAAUCAAACAUAUCGGGCAUAUCCAGUAAAAAAUGUCUUGCAACGUCACCUCUUAUAACGACGAAAAGAAAAAAAAAUAUCUAUAAAUAACCAGUAUACAAUAAUUAUCGAGUGUAUAGUCAAAUCGGAUUCUUACAGUUUUUUAGUAAACGGUUUAUAGAAAAAAAAAAAGAAAAAAGAAAGCUGAUUCGAGUGGGUUUUUAGUCAUCGGUUUUUCAGCGGAUGAAAUCAGGUCGUGACGCUAGGUAAAUACAUAAACGAAAGAACAAUUACAUAAAAUCGAUUUUAGUUAAAUGUAUAUACUUUAUAAAUAACGCACCGUGAAUAAAAAACGAUGUGGAUACGUUGAAGAUCGGUAAAAAUAAAUCAUUGUUAAUCGGCUUUAAUACACCGUACCGGCCACAAGUACCCACCCGCAACUUCAGUUCACAAAAAUUAGCGACGGAAAAGCCGGUGGAAGGGUAAAUUACAUCCUCCCCACCCCCUCGCCGUCCGAACGGACGCUUGUUGUGUUUACAACGUCGCCGUUAACUCUUGACGAAUAUUGUCGAUGCCGACACGUAAUACGAACAAAUACGUUUUUAGGCGUGACGAGUAUGCAAUUUAGUUGACGUCUGUGUGUUAUAAUAUUAUAACGGCACGCUGAGGCGCCCGCUGGGGCGUUCGACGAAAGCGUUAACGCAGAGCCGCGCCGCCGUCGGAAAUAUCAUUACAUUAUUCGAUUGCCAUUUAACUGCGUGAAUUAUCAUACGUUUUAAAUCGAAUGGCAUUAGACGUUUUAUUCCUAGUGAUUGUACCGUUUUCAGUAUAGACUAGUAGACUACAAUAUUUAUUGGUACAGUAUACCAAUAUUUUUUUCGACAACUUUUAAUGUUUCACUAGAUUUAUUCAUCGAUUUAAAGAUUUUUGCAAAAAUGGCCGACAUUCUGUAGAAUUAGAUGCGGUCAAAAGGUACGUAGUGGAAUUAUGAUCAGGCCGGCACGAGGGUCUAAAUCGCGCAUAUAAUUAUAUAGAAAAGCGGACGAAAUUGGUAUUGACAGCACUAAUUAUAGUAUAUAUUAGUUAUACCACUUUGAAAAAUAAAGGAUUUAGAAAUGAUUUUGAAACGAAUUAUCACGGUAUUAAAAACGGUGUAUUUAUAUUUUCAAAAGAAAUACAUUUAAAUUACCGCUUAUAUUAAACGGGUGAUUUUAUUUCAAAUUAUUUAAUAUCAAAAUAAACCUUCCAAAAAAUUCAGUGGUUUACUAUAAUUUUGGUUUCAACUCAGAUAAAAGUAGGUAAAAUAAAAUAAUACAUCCAAUUCAAAUUCGUUUUCUUCCCUACAGUUUUUUUUAUUGCAUUCACGUAAGUGACAGAGUAAUAUUUUAUUUUUAUUGUUAAAAAUACUGCAGUCUUUCUGUUCUUAUGUCACAUUAUUUUUUUUUUUUUUUGUAAAAUUGUAAAAUAUUAAUUUUCAAAAUGUUAUACUAUAACUGUGUAAGAAGUUAAAAUAUCGAUAAUAGAUUUAAUUAAUCUUAAUGAAUAAUUAUUUAAACGGAACGGUAAUCUAAAACUUGUAUAUAUUCAGUGCUUGAAUUGGAAAAAUAAAAGAAAUGGACUAUGAAUCAUAAAAAUGUAGCGUUCCUUGCAAUAAUCGACUUCCACCUAACCCGUGGGAGCUUCGAAAUCCAUAUUUUCUGCAUUAAUUUAAAAAAAAAAAUUCCACAAGUCAUUACAUAUAACAUAACCCAUAGAAUAAAAAAAUUAUAGAUUUCAAGAGACAAAAUUUGUAAAUAUUUUCGAUUAACAGUCCUAAUUAAUAAUUAAGUAAUAGGGUUACAUAAUUAGGUAGGUACAAUUUUAUGCAUCGAAUAAUCGUAAGCAGUCAGCUAUAGUUCGGCUACCGUUAAUCGUACUUAUCAGUUAUCACUAAUUUUAUCAUACAAGGUCGUACACGUGCAAUACAAAAAAAAAAAAGAUAAUAAUUGGUUAUAGGACGAAUAAAUUCUGAAAAAAAAAAAACUUCAUAUUAUAAUUUAUAGAGUUGACGAAAGAGCAAUAAAUAUAUUUUUAAAUGACAUUAUUUACUUAGAGACGUACUGUCCCCCCAUUAGAAAUGAUUAGUAAAACGACUCUAAAAAAAAAAAAAAAUAAAUAAAUAAAAAUAGUAGAGGAGUUUCGUCCCGUUGCGUGCCUCCAAUUUAAGCACUGUAUAUAGUUCUUUAUACUUUUAAACAUAUACAUUUCCGAAAUACUCGUAAAAAUAACAGGUAGAUAAUAAUUUAUCUGCCAGAAAUCAUGCUCUAAUCAUCAAUUUUAGUGGUGGUAUACUUAAUGAUUGCUGAAAAACGGAAAAAAUGUACGCAAAAACUAUGUAUUUUUUCAAAACCAAAAACAACUUUAUGAAUCUGAAAUGUUCACAGAUACUUACAUUAGCCCUUAGUAAUAUUUUCAAACAUUUUGUUGAUUAUCCGGCUACCUAUACCUAACCGUUUUGAAUUUUCGAGUUUUUUUAGUUUUUAAUUGGUUUUAUGUAUAUUCAAUUUUUUUGGUUUUUAAAAAUUGCUUGACAAUUUGAUACAACCUUCAUUAAAAGUUCUUCUAAUAGCGCUAUUAAUAUAUUCAAAUUAUGAAAAUAAUCGUACAAAUUACGACACUUCGCUUAUUAUUAUUUUUUCGAUACGUGUGGAUGAAUUUAUUUAAAAUGUUUAAAUAUUUGAGCCGAAAAACACGAACAAUUGUGAUUUACAUUGUAGUUACAAUAUUUACUAAUGGACAUAUAGUUUUCAAUAUAUUAUAAUGUUUGUCGAUUCACGAUCAAUCGAGUAUCGUUUUUCGCUAGUAAUAAUUUAUCAGUACAGAUAUUAUAAAUUCAACUAUUUUAUAACCUUUCCGACUUUUCGUCAACUUUAAUACAACAGUGGCUUAUAGAGCGGUAUCAGUUGUACGAAGAGCGCAGACGAUGUAAAAAACACCGUGGCCUUUUUUUUUCUUCUUUUUUUUUAUAAAUUUCUUAUUUUUCGCGUGUUAUAUAUAUUUAUGCGAGUUAUUAUACAUUUUUAUAUCCACGGUUUAAAAAUCGUGUUUAAUAAAACCGUUGUUUGCCGUCAGAUAAUAAAAUGCCGGUGAACGAAGUGGAAGAAGCCCAGUCGGUUUCCGUGGAGGCGGCCGAAGUGGCUGAAGUGCCGGAAGCGGGCGCAGGAGAAAACCACGACGAACCGACCGACGGACCGGAAAACGGAAGGUUGAACAUGAAACGACGACCGAACGGUUGUCCGUAUUGCGAUUCGAGCGUGUACAGCUACUGUUCCGACAAACUGUUGCACGACGCUUGCUGUUGCUUAGAUCCUCACGGUGAGUUAAAACGAAUCAGAACACCUAUAAUAUGCCUAAUAUCCUAAUAUAAUAUGUACAGUCAUUAUCAGGAGCGUGUACAAGGAAGGAGGGUGGAGGGUAAAGGGGUUCAAAUAUCCCCUCGAAAUUUCAUGAAAAUCAUGAUGAGAGUAGAUUUUCAAUAAUCUCAAAAGUGGUUCCUGUCGAUGAGGAAGAUAAAUACAAUUUCGGUUUUUAUUUUGAUUAACGGAUAUAUUAUUAUCAGAGGCGACAGGCGGUUAGUUAGAAGGGGCGGGAGGGAAAUUUUUAGCGAAUAUCCACUACUGUGGAUUCAUUUCCGCGAUCCCUAAAAACGGAUCAAACAUUCCCAUUAACUUUUGAACUUUUUCCAGUUAACUUCCCCCCCCCUAUCGUCAGCUGUAGUAUUUCCUAUAUUAUAUAGAAUAUAAUGUUUUGUUACAAAUUCGACUAAUUCAUUCGUUUACUAUCGUUUAUUUUCUAGCGGACGUGCAUUAAGCGAAAUCUUCAUUUAUGGUAUAGAUGUCUAAUGGUUGACCUAAUAAUAAUGGACACUUAAAAUCUCCCUUAAAUAUAUUUUGAACAAUAACAUUUCGUUUGGAACCGAAUUUUGAAUUUUAAAUUUCUAUAUUCGGGUCCAAACUUGAAUUUUAGACUUUUUUAGAAUUUAAAAAAAAAAAAAAAUAAUUUUAACACAAACGUAGUGUUGAAAGAAAAAAAAAUUAGAUAAAGAUAAUAUUAACUAUCCAAAUUAUGACUGCAAUAAUACAAAAAAAGGAAUUUUUUUGCGGAGAAAUGAUUUAAAACAGUGGUGACAAUUUUUUUUUUUUUACAGAGGGCCAUAAAAUAAAAUAAUAAUUUUGGGUUGGUCAAAAAUUUAAACUUUAAAUUUUAAGUUUAUAGAGAAUAUUAUAUUUUAUUGUCGGUACAAAUUAAUAUAGGUACAGUGAUAUAUUUAAUUAUUUAAAGUGAAAUAUAAAUAUUACAUUUAUCUUAUUUUAAUGUGAAUGUUAAAUUUUGAAAUUUGGCCGUAGUUCGUCACUCAUUUAGAAGACGGAAUUUACUUCGCACAACGGGUGGGAGCAAGAUUUCUGGUAAAAAAGUCGUUCGCAGAUAAAAUAAAAAAAUUAACUGGAUAAUAUAUUAAGUCAAAACAAUAUGUUUGUUCCAAACGAAAUAAGAGUGCUUUAUAAUUUAACGAAUUUCCAUUGCGUUCUUGAAUUGAAAUCGUUUUGAAAACGAGAAAAAACGAUGUAAUAAUACAUUUUUGAUUUUUUUUUUUUUUUUUUUGUUGAGUUGUCGCUGUCUCGGACCGGUUAGCCGAUUUAUAAGGAUUGUCUCUAUAUAAUAUACAUAACACCGGAUUAAAAUAUUUUUAAACUUCCACAGUGAAUUUAUACAAAACGUCGAAUAUCUAUAUAUUAUUUAUUACAAAACGAAUUGUGUUAUUGUAUACAAUACAUUGUUAUCCGAAUCGAUUGUCACAAUUUAUUAUAUUAUAUCCGAAUGAAAUAUAUUUUGAGUUUUUAACGUACACAUAAUAAAUAAUAGGUAUAAUAUACAUUAUCAUAAUAUGACUAAGCCGAGUACAAACUUAAUAAUCUAAUCGAGUUAUUAUGCGUUUUCGGGUAUACAAGAAAUCACGCGUACCUUAUCAAAUACGUGUAAAAAAAUACUCGUUUAAUAAUAAUAGUCGUGUGUAUGUACAUAAUAUUGUAAUUUUUGAACGUACACAUCUUUUUUUAUUUUUGUUCUUUUAGGGUCUAUAAAAUCAAAAUACAAUUUAUAAUAUUACUAUUAGGUACAUAAUAUAUUCAACUUAUAAAACGUGAAUAAUGUAACACAUUAUAAUUUAUACAGGUAAAUCCAUUAUAUUAUAUUUUGUUGACGGGAUGCUUUAUCAAUGUAAUACAAAAUCAUCACUCGAUAAUGUUAACAUUAUAAUAUUAUUCCCCUAUUUAUACUUGUAUAUAUAUACUAUUAUUAAUAUUAAAAAAAAAAUUCCCGUUUAAAUAUAUACAAACAACAAUAAAGAAAAAAAAAAUUCAUAUAUUAUUUAAAGACCCACAUCGUCGUUGAAUAUUAUAUUUUAGAUUUUGAGUGUUGCAUGGAGUGUGUUGGUUUUACUAUGAUGCGUGGGGAUUAAAACAUUUCUACCAGAAAUAUUGCGCCUAAUCGGAAGACGACGAUAUACAUUUUUUGUAGAAAUUAAGAUCUAUUUGGUGUAUUAUGGAUGUUAAUUUUUGAUUUUCCGAGUAGUUUUCUUAGCAAUUGGGAAAAAGCAUACACAAGACGGAAAAGACGGUUUCAAUGUUCGAAUUUUUUUUUCGGUUGUAACUAGGAUGAAAAAAAUCGUAUAGAGACUUAUAAUUUGCAUAGAAUAUUCAUAUUAGAGCUGUCAAAUUUUCUAAACAUUGAGCUAUUUUAGACGUUUGACGUAAUUUAGUGUACAGUUAUUCGAUUAACGUGGAUAUAAAUUUUUGGUUAUAUCAAAAUGUUCGAAAAUUUAAUACGAGAUUCAUCACAAGUUAUUUUUGAUACUAAAAAAAAAUAAGUUGAGUGCAAUGUAGUAAUUCUUUUUUAUAAGCAUUUUAAGUACAGAUUUUUACGAGAAUAGUACAGACUAUGGCACUUCAAAACAUGUUUAACCGAACUGUGCUCAGAAUGAUUUAUCGUUGCAUACAAAUAUAAAUUUAAUAACUUUAGCUAUCUUACAUUUAAACGUCUCAUCUACAGUUGCACACCUAUCAUCAGUAUUACAUUGUACCUAAGGAGCUGCAUGUGACGACAGUUAAGGCUAUCGUAUAUUUUGUACAAAAUCAUGCCUCAUGGAAAAAUCUAUCAUGUCUCGUUAGAUUUUGAUAUGGGAGGGAGGAGGUUAAUUUCAAUUGAAAGAGGACGACAUUUUGUAGGUAUCAUUGAAUCCCGAUUUUCAAAAUUCAAUUAUUAUAAAUUCUAUUGAGCGUCUGUAAAAUUAAACAUUUUCGCAGAGUUAAAUACGAUCAGUAUUGUAUGUAGAUUUGCUUUUUCAAAUGAAAAAUAAUAAAAAAAGAUACUGGAGACGAGUGUAUGACUAUUGUAGGCGAGUAGUUGAGAUGAAGGAUACAUAAAGUUAUUUAAUUUAUAUCUGUAUGUUGUAAUAAACCAUCGCUAAUGAAAAACGAUUCUAAGCGAAGUUCCGUUCUACAUAUUUCGAAAUGCCAGAAUUGUUACUAUUUUCAUCGAAAUUAUUGAUCUUAAAACGCUUAUAAAAAAAACUUUUUUACAUUAUGUUUAACUUUUAUUUUGAUCAUUAAAUACAACUUAUAAUGAACCUCGUGUUAAAUUUUCAAGCAUACAUGUUUUGUCAAAACAAUUUUAUCCAUAUAAUAUCUACUAAAUGAAAAUUAAAAAAAAAAUACAUAAAAUAUCUAUAAAUAUCUCAAAAAUUGCCAAAAUAUACUAUGUUUAAAAAAUGUUAAUAUAAGUAGCCUAUGAAAAUGUUUGAUCUGUACAAUAUUAUUUUUAACAGAAUUACAACAAAAGAAUAAAAUUGAAUAGCACAGUGAAACCGUUAUUUCUAAAAACUCUUAUCUUAAACAAAUCGUACUAAAAAGUAAACAAUCUCUUGAAAAUAAAAAUGUUGACAUAAUCACAAUUUAUGAAUUGUGGUCCAAAUUAUAGGCUAAAAAAAAAUAUGUCACGUGCACUCAUAAACAAUCAAUUUCGACGUAGGUAAUAUUAUAUUAGAGCGUUCUGAUAGUAACGUUGCUGUUUCAAAGAUAUUCUCCCUUGAAGUUUCCACUAGUGAAUAAUAUAGUGCAGAUCCGCCUAUGUUAAACUGGCGUUUUGUUAUGUAAAACUACUUUUUACAAACGCACGAGUAUAUAAGUUCACAUGUUUUACAUUAAGAAACUGGUCAUUUUUUAUAUUUUGUUUAAAAAAUAAAAAAAAAACGGCAUAUUAAAACUAUAAUUAUGCCGAAUUGUAGUUUGCACGUUUAAGUAUUAUUUUAAUUCAAAUUUUCAUCAAUAAUAUUCAUAUUUAUUCAUGUUUACACAAUAAUUAAGACCAAUUCAACAAAAUACAAAAUGUAAAAAAAUAGUCCAAUAUAGGCGAUUUUCCCUAACGAAGUGAUUGUUUAAUAGUGCACGUGCCAUAUUUUUAUUUUAGUCCAUCAUAAAGUCAGUCUAACAUUGUCAACGUUUUUAUCUUCGAAAAAAUAUAAUAUUAUUUUUUAGUAAGGUUUUUUUUCUUAUAUGUUUUUUCCAGUUUUUCCUAAUUAUUAGGAAAACCACUUGGAAAAUCAAAAAAUAAUCAGUCAAAAUAUUCUAACUAUAUCCAAAAUGCAACAAAAAAGAUCAUUUAUAAUAUUUUGAUUGGGCCAAGAUUUCGGUAAAAACGUAGCUCACAGACAGAAAAAAAGCACACAUUUUGGUAAAAUCAACACAUUUUUCAUUUAGAUUGUAAAUUAUUUAAAAUCUGAGUGUUUUAUUACGAGAUGGGAGAUAUUCUUCCACAGAAUAAUUUUGGUCUAUAUAAAAACGAUUGUAUCCCUAUAAUUUAUUGGGUAUUGACCCGUAGAUUAGGCAAUAGAUUAGUGUAAAAACCGUUUCAUCUUUAAGGUGCCAAGGUUAGGUUAGGUUAGGUAAGGUAGGUAGGUAGGUUAAGUCGUUAAAAAUUAUUCCAUAUAACUGGAGAAAAUUUGGAAAAAUGGAUCCAACAGUUUUUACUGUAGGUAAAAAUUAGUUUUAAUACCGAUUGAGCGUGGUUGUUUUUACGGUGAAUAUUUUGACAACACGAUUGAUCACAUGCAUUUGAAUAUAACGUUGCCAAUUAUUAUUCGAUCGUCUCGGUAAUACACAGUGUGAUGUUUUCCAAUUUUGUAGGAUUUGAAAAUUAUCUUUAACAUUUCAAUCACCACCUUGAAGACUUUUCUUCUACACGUUGAAACGUUAGUUUCGAUAUUAUUCUUUUCAUUUAAAAGAGUAAAACAGGCCGAACCUCGAUUUCGUACCAAUCGGUGUAUGUACAUACACCGUAUACUGUGAUGAAAAAAAAAAAAGGUCGGAAAAUUCGGAAUUUUUUCAGACGCUCAAUGCUGCAGUUGUUGGUAAUAUUCGAAUAGUGUCGAAAUCGGAGUUCGACACGACCUAUGAAAAAAAGCCGUCUUCUUUCAAAUAGGUACUAAUAAAAAUCCUGAUCGAAAUCGAAUUAUUCUACGAGGCGCCAGCAGUGGCGUAUUUACGGAGGGGGGGGGGAAGGCCUACUAACCUAUAGGUUCCCCUCUAGGCCAUACCCACUCCCACCGAGGCUCCCUACGUCCUUGAUUUUGAAUUUAUUACGUAUACGCGUGUGCAUAUUGUUACGAAUAUUAUAUUAUUAACGUAUAUAAUUGUGUAUUUUGUAUACGCUCGACGACAUUACGAUUUUCAACCGUUUCCGGGUCUCCCGUUCACGUAACGUUCCCGCGCGUUUCGGUCUCGGGUCGGGUUGAAGACCUCGCGCGGAGUAUGUAUUUUUUUCCCGACUCGGUCGACGAUAGAAAAAAAAAAAACCCGAUCACGUUUUUUUCCCUCGUAUAUACGGACGUCGUCGUAUUAAUACAAAAAACGCGGCGGCGGCGGUAAUAUUAUGGUAAAUAAAAUAAAUCAAGACGAUCGUCGGGUCGUCGGCAUUCACGUUGUGUACCAUAUAAAUAAUAAUAUAACCGUACGAUUACAACGCGGCAUACGCUGACGACGCAGACACGGUCGCAGACAACAACACCCUUACAGGGGGACGAUUUUGUGUUAUUAUCAUUAUUAUUAUACGGCAGAGAGGCAGACGACUGCAACAACGGCCAUCGGCGCAGCACGUUACAUGCUGCGUGCGAGAUCAUGCGCGUGUGUGUACGGCGCGCGCCGCUAGACGAUGCGUCAAAACCGUUUCUUCGCGGCGUCGGCGGCGGCACACGUUGGAUUCGAGUGCAAGCCGUUCGGGUCAAGGUUAAGGCCGCCGCCGCCGCCCCUGGCCCCUCGACGGCCCACUGUCCGUCGCCGCCGCCGCCGCAGCCACGCGUCAAGAGGAAAUAUGUAAUGCCGUCGCGUAGGCACUGAACUCGAGUGUGCGUAGGGUUCGGUUUCCCGCCGCCGCUGUGACGGUGCCCGUGGAUGGGACGCGGCCGACAGCUGAGGACGACGCACGGAGACGCACGUGUCCGAGGCGCGGCGGCUCGGAGUUCUCGUGGAGGAGACGGACGCCCGUUUUUACUGUACGCAUACCCGAAAAAAAAAAAAAAAAUAAUAAUAAUAAUAAUAAUAAUAAAAAACUCGUUUCGCUUCCACUUGUCCGCCGGAGGACGGCCGCCACCACGCCGCCACUGCCGCCGCCGCCGCCGCCGCCGCCGCCGAUUAAUAAAUCCGCGUUACCGUCGAUUGUUAUUCAUGUUAUAAUGUUAUAUUAAUGUGAUUAUAAUAUUACAUUAUUGCUAUCGUAAAUCGGCGCCGAAGUUUUAACGGUCGAAUUUCGACAUUUAGCGGCCUCGAUAUUUUUGAAUUCGGGCACAGAACAAAUAACGUAUACUGUUGCUGAUCCCGCAAGUCUCCGUCCGCGCACGACGUGGCAACGGAAUUAUAGAAAAAAUACUCAUUCGGAAUGGCUAGGGUAUACGGUAUGCCGACAAUUGCGGUCCCUUAAUUUAAGCCGCCACCGAAAUAGGUGCGAAAGAGACAGCUGCGUUUUCGGCCGCAACAAACGUGUCGUAGCAGCCCGCCGCCUAAAAACCUAUUCCGACCGAACACGAUUAUUAUCAAUGGGAAAUGCCAGGCUACCCGCACACGCGACCGCCACUGAAUUACAGCUAGUGCAGGCUGAAAGUGGAGAAAUUCGAGACUAUACGCGUAUAUUAAAAGCACACACGACGUCUGUUCGUAUUAGACUAUUCGUAUCCACGGUGAUGUACAUAGAAAAUAUUUCCGGGGCGGGCUGUUAUAAAGCUAGGGGAGGACAAGACGUGCCAGCUGGUAAAAAAAAAAUAAUUGUUUUUCAAUCAUGCCGUCGUAUGACUAAAAUACGUUAAAUCAGUUAAAUUUAUCGAUUAGAAUUACGGUAAAUAUUAAAUAAUAGGUAUAAUAUAUAGUGGGUAAGGUAUCGGCCACAAUGGCCUCUUCGACGUAACGGACGAGAUCCAAAUCGCUACAAAAAUCAGUUCACUUGUCUGUUUUUCGACCGGAGCGAGGUAGAGAAUAGACGGACAUACUUUGCACGAUGGGUGGGCUGCUGUUGUAGGUGACAAGUUGGGAAGGUAGAGGGAAAAUUGAAUGUAUGUACGCAAGGAUUAACCAUUGCUAAUAAAAAACGAUUCCGAACAGAGUUCGGUUAUAAGUGUUGUUUCAAAACUUUGAUAUUAAAAUUCUCGUAAAAAAAAAAAUUAAAUAUUACACUUUUAUUUUUUAUUUAUUGACACAAAGUCCGGCUUAUAAUGAACCUCCUGUAAAUUUUCCAGAGUACUUAUUGUGCAUUACGAAAAUUACGUAAAAUUAAAAUGUCUAUAAAUGGCUCAAAAAUAGCGUUAAUGUGCAUUGUUUUGAAAAUUUUACCACGUCUAGAAAAAGCAAAUUUAUGUUUUCUAUCGAAACUUCAAGUCUCUACAAAUAUUUUUAACUGAAUCAAAAGAAAAGAAAAGAAAAACAAAAAUUGAAAACGUAAUAAAUUUCGUAAAUUUUCUCCAUUUAUUAUGAAAACAGCUGGAAUAAUCAAAAUAUGACCUCUUUAAAGUAUCACCCCAGUCAGAUUUCGUUUCAGAAAAGGUGCAAUACUCGAAAAUCGGAGUAAAAUUGCUGGUAAAAAAGUCGUCUACAGAAAAAGAAAACCAUCAUUGUAAAACCAGUAAAUUCCUCGCUCCGAUUAGAAUCUAAAGUUGUUAAUUGACGGAAUAAAAACAGAAAAAUACACACAUCAUACCUAGUAAAUUCACUGCGAUCAGAAUCUAAAAUAAGUAGGUAUACCUACGUAAUAUCGUUGACGUUAAAUAUUUUCAUUGACGAUGAAUAGGCACAUGUUUUAAAUACCUAAUAGUACGGCGUUAGGUAAUAUUAUACAUAAUAUACGGUAAAGUGACGCCAAUAAGCGGGUUAAUAUAUAGUGACCUGAUAUUAUAUGACUCGGCUUCAAAAUGGACUUCGGUGCCAUUGUAAAUAAAAAAUAUUACGUCACGAGAAUUCGCCAAUUUUAGCGCUGUGCCGUUAUGAUAAUUUAUGUUAUAAUUUUAUCAGUUGAAGGUUUUCGAAUCGCUAGUAAAGCAAAACACAUUAUAACACGAAUAUAACGCGUCGCACAGUACAUAUAUUUGUUUUUGAAAUAGGCUCCGUGCCCGUUUUUAGAAUUUUCAUCGGCUGUGUACAAUUUUAAAAAAUACUCUCAACAUUAAUUAAUCACCCGCACCUUUUAACGAUAACACUUUCUAGCUAAUUCGUGCUCGUAUAAGGCUUAAGAAACCGUAAUUUGUUUUCCACAAAAACUUAGUUUUCAAAAACCUCACGGCAGUUGCACCCACGUAUCUUAUCAAGUAAAGCACUGCACUGAUAGCCGAAUAGAUGAGUGGGUAAACCGAGAUUUUUGUGUGUAUUAAAAUUGAUUACGAGUUUAAAAUAUUUUGACAAUAAAACUAAUACACAGGCAACUAAUUUUUGUUUUUAUUUGAAAUAUUUAACAUUUAACAAAAAUCGGAGUUCAAGUUUGUUUUUACAAAUAAGAAAAACAAAUAUUGAAAUUGAAGCGUUUUACGAGUAUGAGAGUUUUUCCUGCGAAAGCAUUUCCGUUUGUAAAAAUAGCUAUUAAAAUGCGAAAAAUAAUUGUUAAACUGUACUAAGUUGGUGAAAAUUUUGGCCGAUUUUAAAAGCCUUUUCGUUUGUAUUAUGUGAACAUAUUUUGACUGUAUUUCCGUGAGAAUGAUAGACGGGGACGCCUCAUUAAUCCACGUGGUACAAUUUUUUCCAAUAUUUAUGUUUGUAUAUAUUUUCUAUUUCGUCCGAUAACUUUUAGAUACAUAAUAUAGGGAAAUAACGGAAGCAUAUGAUAACAAAUUUAUCGAUUUGAUGAAGAAAAGAGCCGAUAUGAUGGGUGAGCCGCUGUUGUUUUACCGACGAUUUUUUUCUAAUUAUUAGGAAACAGUAAGGAAAAUCAAAAAAUGACAUUCCUGCAACAUCCUAACUAGACGAAAUUUGUGAUCAGAAAUUAUUCUUGAUGUUAUUGAUCCGAGCAAGAUUUGUGGUAGAAAAAUUGUUUACAGACACAAAAAAAGCACAAAUUACAAAUAAACCUCUUUCUCCUUGCGUUCUGUAUCUAAAAUCAAUUUAUACGUAUAGGGAGAUAUUAGAGUUUUCUAGCUAUUUCACGUUUAUAGGUUUUGCGUAUUCACAUGACAUUAACAAUCUAGUAAAAUAUUCAAUAAAACCGUGUAUAGGUAUUUGAAAAAUACGCGUAAACGUAUAUUCACGUACAUAUUCACUUAUUUUAGUUUUUUGAUAUUUCCUUUAGGUUUUAAAAUUAUAUAAAAUGCAAUAUAAUUAGCACUAGCACUAUUUGUUUAGCCUAAACAAAUAUCCACGAAUACGUGUAUAACAUUAAAACAUGUAAACACGGAUAGAAAAUUCGCGUGUAUUGAGUAUAUUAUCCGUGAGUAAAAAUUCUUCAUUCAAAUGUACACGGACCACGUAGUCGAUAAUUUUGGUGUUUUACAAAUUUGUUAGUUUAUUACUUGUUAAUCGUGUUUCGCAUCGUAUUGCUAUUGUUUGUUAGAUUGCUGUUUGAAUAUUUCAAAUCCGUUAUUCACUAACACAUACUAUAUUACAUUAUAUUUUAUUUAAAUAGUAUAAUACACUAGAUAGAAGAGAGUAUUGACAUAAACCGAUAUCGCAAAUUGACCGAUAUUGAAGUUAUCGGGACAUUGGAUAUCGAGUUAUUUGCAAACCGAUAUAUUCAGAAAUGUUUAUUAUGUUGUUUCUAGAAUGUGAAAAACGUAUAAAAAUAAUUGAGUUUUCGAUCGAUAUAUCGAUACAUGGGUUGAUUUCCACCAUAGUUUUUGAUUUCGAACGUCGGAUCGGUUAAAUGCAGUCAAUUUCGAUUUAUUAUUGAUUUUCAUAAUAUGUUCAAUUUAAAAAUAAUUUUUCAACAAAUUAUAAAUAUGUGUUAAUAUAAUUUAAAUUCUCUUAACAUUUAUCAGCAGUUUCAUCAUUACGACCGCAAUCAUUUUUUACAGAUUUCUAAAGUAGCGGAGUCCCGACCAGUUACUUUGCAAUCGAUUUUAGAUUUUAAGCAAAAUUAUAAAUAAAAAUGUUUGGAAAUCUGCGUUUUUUUUUAUUUGUGUGUCUAUGUCCACUUUUUCAUUUAAGAAAAACUUUCAAAACAUAUUCAUACCGCAUACCUAUACACAGUGUCGUGUUGAGGUAAAAUGCCGUCGGGGGCGUACGUUUUUUGUUUACUUAUAAAUUCACCCUCCUCUUCCCACUAUACCGAUUAUUACUAAACAGAAAAUGUAGUUGAUCAAAUUCCUCAGAUAGCCUGACACACUGAUUUCUUUGUAGCCAUCAUCACCCAGAAAUUAAUUGUAAAUUGACUACUGCAUAAAGUAUAAUCGAUGAAUAAAUCAACCAUCAUAAUAUAAUUGAUAUUUUGUUGCUAUGGAAACAAAAUGUCUGAUCCAUAAAGUAGAUAGUAUUAAAAUCGAGCCACUACAUACCCAAAAAGAGUACACACUAAUACAUUAUUGUAAAACUAAAUAUUAAUCUUGCUUAACUUAGAAUAUAAAAUUGUAGAUAUUUUAACGAAAACUUAAAAUGGUUUAAUAUAUUAAAAUAUGUAUUGUAUAUUGUUAAAUUUACAUUUUUUUUAACUCCUGAGUAACAUUAUAGUUUAUGAGUAGAUUUCGGAAGUCAUUAUGAUAUGAUAUGUAUACCAAUAAAUGUAAACAACUUUUUAAAUGGUAUACAUAAUGUUUAAUGUAUUACAUUUACAGCAGUAAGGUAAAUUCAUAAAAUUAAAUGUAUAAAAAAAACAACUUUUUAAACUUUAAAAAAAAAAUAACAAAUAUAAACCAUAAUAAUUAACAAUUACCAAUUAUUAGUGAUAAUUGUAAUACUUUGUAGUUCGACAAUAAGCUGUUCACUGGCUACCAAGCCGUAAAUGAUAACUAAUUACUAAAAAUUAGUAUAAUAUACCCUGCAGUGAGUAGCGACUGUACAUCUUUAUAAUAAUAAUACCGAGGUUGAUAACAAUUUAAGGAAACAAUUUUAUCCUAUUAUUUUUAAACAAUAUUUGAAAAACAAACGGAUAUAAUUCACACGAUUGGUGGGCCACUGUUGUAAGGUGAGAAGUUGGGAAGGUAGAGGGGAAAUUUAAUGUCAAUCUGUACGUAACGAUGCAAAAAUUAUUCUGAGUCGAGUUCGGUUAUACAUGUUUUGAAAGGCCGUAAUAUUAACGAUUUGAAAAUAAUCAUGUAAAUUUUGUACAUUUCCUCGUAUUUCCUAUUCUCCCAGAUUUUCCUAUUCAUUAUGAAAACCCCUGGAAAAAUGAAAAAACGACCUCCUUAAAGUACAAUCUCUGGAAAAUCGGAGUAAAAUUGUUGGUAUUGUUAUUCACAAUCAAAAAAAUAAAAAUAAAUCGUUAUUGUUAAACCAAUUCAUCCCUCGCGCCGUUCAAAAUUAUAAAUGUCGAUGAUUGUUAUACAAAUAGUAUACAGUUAUUUUGACAGCAUUUUUCUAAUAAUCAUAGGUAACUUAUAUAAUACAGAGUGAUAAACUUAACAUAAAACACUCAUUAUCUCCGAACUAUUUUCGGAAUUUGUUUUUUUGAAGAAACAAGCAACUUUUAAGUUUUACAUUAUCGUAAUUUUGUAUCAUGCUUUUUUUUUUUGAGGAGGGAGUGAAACCAUUUUUUAAUUUUGAAUUAAAAAUAGUGACCUAUAUUAAGAAUUUUAUAAAUUAAUGGAUGUUUAGCUAAAAUUAAUUUUGUUAUUGAAAUGUUUAAUUUCCGUCGACUCGCUUACGAGAUAUUUCACUUUUAAGUUUGCCGUUUUGCCGAUCGGGGGAAAGCAGUGAAAUAUUGCUGUAAAACUAAUACACUCCUCACUCCACUUAUUAAAAUUUAAAAUAAAUAAAUAAUUCUCCACGAGGAAAUUGAAACGAUGCGUCAUGCACGUCGUUACUAAUUUACAAUAGUACGCGUACCUGGAAUCGGGGUAUCCAAAUACUGCAUUAUCCACAGUAGGCAUGAUAUUAAGAAGAACAAUGUAUAGUUAUUGUUAUUACUACAAUAAUUGCUGUAAAAAAAUUCCUCGUCCAGUGAGUCUCAACUGUAUUGUUUUCCAGUAUUCAGUCAAGUUCAACUUAUUUAGAUACUUAUUAGGUAAAUACUAGGGCUUACGAAUUCAUGUGUACCUAAAUACACGUGUGUUUAAAAAUGCACGUAUAUUUAAUAAUUGUCGUGUAAAAAAGUAUGUUUGAGUACAUUUUAUGUUCCAAUGUUUUAAAAAAUAAAUGUUGGACACUGGGGACGGGUGUGCUACUGUUGUAGGUGUUAUUAAUAUUUGGCGUAUACUGUUAAAGGCGUGCACACCGAAUUUUGUUCUUCUGAAUUUAAUAGGAACGGGGCUUUUUCGGAUUUUCACACCGGGCUGACCGAAUUUCAAUAGGUACCUACGCCACUGCAGAUAAAUGAUAAUAUAACAUUACCUAUUUUCUAUUGUUCGGCUGUAUAUUCAAUUAAAUGGUUACUUAUACCUAUUCAAAUACGUAUUGUUACGCAUCGAAUUAUAACUAUAAUUUUCUUUUCACGGUUCUAAUAACUAUGUAUAGUACGUAUACAGUAUACAUAUAUAAUGUACAUGUAUAAUAUAUACAUCGGAAAACUGUUACGGAUGAAAACCGAGUAAAACUAUAUCUACGACGUAAUAGCUAAAGACUGUACAGAACUAGACGAAAAAAUUGCCAGUUUUUUUUUUUUGUACACCGAAACAAAUUUUGUAAUAGGUAGUACAAAAAAAAAAAAAACAAAACGGACAGUAUUUAUACAUAUCUGUAUAGGUAUAGGUAAUAAAUAAAAGUAACCGAGUAUAAUAUAAUAUAAGAACUACAGAUAAGUACUUAUAUGUACGUGUUCUAACGAGAAAGACAUCGAAUAACUUAGGUAUUAUUUAACAGACACCUAGAUAUUAUAGGUACGUAUAACUUAUAAAAAAUAAUAAUAUUAUAAUAUUAUCUUGUUUGUUUCGCCGAAAAAUUGUUUUGGUCUGAUAAUAUAAAUUUUAAUCAUCUAAAAAGAAUAAGUUGUAUAUAUAUAUAUACAUAAAAAAAAACAUGCUUUGCCUGAUGGGAGUGCCACUAUUGUAAGCGAGAAGUUGGGAAGGUAGAAUAUUCAGGGAAAUUUAAUGUAUAUUUGUACGCAAAGAUUGAUCAUUGCUAACGAAAAGUAAUUCUGAGCGGAGUUCAGUUACACAUGUUUUAAAAGCCCAUAAUAUCUCCGAUUUUCGUCAAAAUUUAUUAUUAAAAUUCUUACGGAUAAAAAAAAAACCACAAUAAAUUUAACUUUUUCUUAUUUACCACUAAGUACAACAUAUAAUAAACUUUCUAUUAAAUUUUCCAUCAUUUCUGUUUGCUCUAACAAUUUUAUCCACCUAACUUACCGAAUACAAAUUACGUAAACAACUCGCAAAAUUAAAAUGUCAGUAAAUGGCUCAAAAAUGGCUUAAAUGUUUAAAAAAUUUGACCAAGUCUAGAAAAAGCAAAUAUACAUUUUCUGUCCAAUUUUCAAGUUUCUAUGAAUAUUUUAAAUUUAAUUAUAAUAAAAAAACAAAAUUGGAAAUAAUAAAAGCUUUAUUUUCGUAAUUUUUCCAGUUUUUUCUGGUUUUCCUAAUUAUUGAAAAUUACAAAGAAAAUCAAAAACCGACUUUCUUCAUGAGUAAUUAGAUUGGAAAUUUAAUAUAAAAGGUUUCUUGUUAUUUUUCUACUGAAGUAAUAUUUUUCAUAGAAAAUAUAAAGCGUAAAAUGUAAAAUAAUUUUCAUUCUACAUUUGUUUCCGGAUUUUUCCAAGUUGUUAAAAAAACUAUAAGAAAAAUUAAAAAUCUAUUUUCUUCAUGAAUAAUUAGAUCCAAAUGCGACAAAAAAAAGGUGUUUUGUUAUUUUUUAAUUUAAGCAAGAUUUCCAGUAAAAGAUAUCAGUUAAAAAAUAUAAAAUCAUGAAAUCGUCACUCUAUAAAUAUUUGUUCGUUUAUCCUUAAGUUUUUUUCCGGUUGUUCCUAAUUAUUAUGAAAACAGCUUGGAAAUUCAAAAAUGAUUUUCCGAGGAGGUUAAUCUAGUUCUGAGUAGUAACUGGAUACAAUUUUCUUUCAGAAAAGGGUGUUACAUUUAAUAAAUUGGAGCAAAAUUUCUGACAGAUGUUGUGUACAUAGUAUAAAAGAAAAAAUGAAUAUCAUUGUUAAACAAAUAAAUUUCUCGCUUCACUCGGAAUCUAAAAACAAUUUUAUGGUAAUUUAAUUACAGUUCAAUUAUAAUAGUACCAAAUGCCAAUAUUCAUUAAAUGAUAUGCAAUUAUUUUGAAUAAUGCUAACAAAUCAGUAGGCAGGUAUCGAUAAACAAAAUGUUAAAAAUAAGAAAAAAAAAAUACCUUAUAAUAUUUGGAUGCUUAUUUAUCCAAAUAUUGAAUAUUUUUAAUAUCUAUUACAGACAUGUUUUUUCUUUAUCGUAUUAUAAGACUUUUUUUGACGAUUCUACAAUAUAGGUAAACAAGUUUAUUUAAUAAUACUAAUAAUAUUAAUGUAAAACAAUGAAUUAAUUAAUAUUAUAAUAUUUGUAAAACAAUAAUAAUAAAAUAUGACUAUACUAAUGCUUUAUUGUUUGGGAAUAUUUCAAUGUUCAGUUAGACUUUUGAACGAAGACAAUGAGUUUAAUAAGGACUUGUGUAACUUGUGUAACCGGAAAUUUAAGAAUAUCAAAGUCACUUAUAUAAUAUAAUUAUAUUAUAUAUAUAUAUAUAUCUAUUAAACUAAUAAUUGUUAAAAAGCCUGUCAUACUUUUAUUAUUGUAUUUAGGAUUUUGCUGAGGAGUAGAGAGGUAUUGAAUUGGGAAAUUGUAUCAUAUUGUAUAACGUUUAUCCACGCUGAACAAAAAAGGAUCAAUUUUUAAUAUUUUGUAUAUUUUUUUAAUUUAUAAUUCAAUCUCCUAUAAAAUUAUCAUAUAGGUAUAAGUAAUUGUUUACUUUAUGAGAUCUUACUUUGGGUAUAAACAAUAGCGCUUACCUACCGAUCAUUGUUGUUGGUACCUUGAUGAGAUAUUUCGUUCGGCAUAUAGGAUGUAAUAGGGCGAUUUAGUUUAUAUUUACUGAAAGCAAAGAUAAAUCAUUAUUUAUGCAAUCAAAAAAGAUUUUUGUAGGUUAUCCAAAAAUCAAUAAAAAAAAAAAAUCUUAUUACGUUUUGUUAUUUUAUUAUGAUGUGAACGGUUCUGAUCAUUUUGACCAGACAAUAAACCAUUUGGACUUUCCGAGAAAAGAAAUAGGUUUUAAGAGGUGAACUGUUAAGAAUUUCAAACAAAUAUCUAUCGGUCGAAAAUUCCGUGUUUUUUAAAGUACCGUAUAAUAAAACAAAAAAAAAAAAAAACCAUAUCAUUUCCCUAGCAAAAGAAAUUCGUUUCCAGAAAACCACAUUUUAGUAAACCGAAUGGCUUCUUCGUUACACUCAUAAUCUAAAAGUAUUAUAUAGUUUUCGAUUUAGAAAUUAUACUAAUGACGCAAUAAUGUAUAUAGGUACUUACUUGCGAUUUUAGCUUCCGCUAUAACGAUUACGAUUGUAGUGUUAUAUAGAAAAUAACGAUAAGAAGAAAUCAAUUUGCCACUGAUUUAGUGAUUUCUAAUUCAAGUCUAGGUAUGUUUAUUUAACGUGGCGUUACGUUAGUUAAUCAUUUAUAUUUGUAAACAGUAUCGUUAAAUUCUAAUUUGUUAAGUAGGUAGUGAAAAGAAAAAUCGAAUUUGUUCAGCUUUUAUAUUUAUAUGCGUGUAAAUUUCUUCUUAAUGAAAAAAUAAAAAAAGUACAAUAAAUUUUAAUUUUAGUGAAAUGUAUUAAAUUGAAUCUACGCGAGAACUACAUUACUAUGUUGUUUAAGUAUAUACAAGAUAAUCCACUAUUUGUUCGUAAUCGAUAUGAUCCAACCAAUUCCUCGGAUUGUAAAUUUUGAUUUCUGGUUUUUUUUCUUCAAUCAUUAAAAAAAUCGUUUAAGCUUUGUUUUAACACUAUUUUCAAAUCUUCACCCCUAUUUAAUUGUACCUUAAAUUAAUACACAUUUUUAAUUUUUAAAUAGAAACCUAUACUAUCUUUUAAAAUACUGAUUCGAAUGUAAAAUGUUUAUUCAACAAUUUUCUUACUUAUUUUUAAUUUUUUUUACUUAAUGUUUAUGUGUUAUAAUAAAUUUUAUAAUAAAGCUUAAACGAUUUCAUAAUAUUAUUGUAAGGACUGAAAAAAACAAACAGAAACCAUAUUCACUUAAAAUCCCCUCCCCCCCCCCCCGCUGGAUUAUCAUGAUAGAUAUAAAUAGUAAAAAUCGUAGCAGGAAUCUCAUAAUAUAUGAUAAUAUAUGAGCAUAAUAUAUUUUAUUAUUCUAUAUAUAUAAUGUUAUAUAUAUUUGGAAAACAGCAACUACCUGUUACACAACUCAUACAUGUGGACUACAGUUUGCAGAUAAGCGAAUUUCAGUAAUAUAAUAAUAAUAAUAAUUAUUAUUAUUAUUAUGUUGUCCAGGUCAGUAUUAUGAAAAGACGUCAUCUAACCUGAGACACGUGUCAAUGCCGAACACUGUAGACAGUUUAGACAAUCAUCAAGGUGACAUUAAAGAGAAAUCCUUUAGUACAAAACGAUUUAAUAUCCAAACACACGAAAUUCGUUUAUUAUAAUUAAUCUGGCGUCAAAUCGUUUUAAACAUUUGUACGCGUGCUAUUAUUUUUGAAUUACUAUAUAGGGUGUUCCACGAGGAUAAUGUGACCAUCGAUAUAUAUAUAUCUUGGAAAAUAUUAACUUUUUUUUAAAAAAAUUUAAGAAACAAGUAGCUCUAAAAUGUAACAUUACUAUUACUUUUUUGUCACGAUUAUUUUGAGGAGUGAACCAAGUUUUGAUUUUCAAAUAGCAACUUUUAUUCAACAUUACAUAAAUAGACGAAGAAUUGGUUUAAAUUUAUUUCUGUUAUCCCAUCGAAAAGAUUUUCCACUUUUAAGUGUACGUAGAGGGAGUGUGACGGUACAGCGUGUGGUAUUCGAAUAGUGCUCCACAAUUCUCCCUCUACCCAUACGUCUUAAAAGCGGAAUAUCUCAUCAAUAAAUUGAUAGAAAUCCAGAAUGUCAACACUGAAAUGUAUUCAAACUAAUAUUCUACAUAUAUAUGGAAUUUUUAAUAAAGACUGUCAUUUGAAAAUAAAAAGCGGUUAUUCGGUUUGUCACCAAAAAUAAGGGAGAUAAAAAUAAUGAUAAUUUAACAGUUUAGAGCUACUUGUUUAUUAGAUUGUAAUAAUAAAAAUUACAAAAAAAGUUUAUAUUUUCAAAUUCAUCGCCAAUGAUAAUAUCUUUGCGAGACACCCAGUAUAGGUAUUAUUAUUCUAUUAAAAUGCUUGAACGUUUUCAUUUUUAAGGUCAAAGAAAAUAAAUCGACAAUUAUUAAUUAUUAUAAUAUAAUACGCCGUUUUAAGCGCAUUAUUUACUAUUUACGUUUAACAUUCUUAAACGCUUACUGUUUUGUUUAGAUUUUCUCUAUCAUACCUAAAUAUUCUAUAGGUUUGUUGUUCGUUUAAAUAUUAUAUAUGCAGCGCCCACGGGAUUGUCAUUUGGUAAUUCAAUACAAUAUUUUAAUAUGUGUAUUUAUACAUAGACAGUUUAAGUAAUGUCUGUAGAAAAAACCUAAAGACUAGGAAAUUUUAUUCAAUAACCAAGACAAAAAUAUGUUAUAUAUUUAUUAGGAAUUAGGCAAACGUCACCCCUCGAAAAAAUCCUUGUUCCUUCACUAGAAGCGAGAAUAUUGACCUAUUUGAUUAACUAUAAAAUUAAUGUUGUUCUUUUUUAAUCCACGAAAUUAAGGUUUUGUUGAUAUAUAUAUAGUAAAAAACGAACGAUAAACAUGAUAUAAUUUUUACCAGAGUAUAAUGAUAUGUAUAAACGUAAAUGCAAUUUAAUUUUUUUCCAGAUACAGAUUUGCCCAAUGAAUGUCAAUUCGCGGAUUGUAGUUUCCUGCACUCCAACACUUGCCGAGAACACCGUCUUAUCACUGCCUGUUGCUGUAAUCAGUUUCUCGCGCAUAAGAAAAAGUAGUUUUAAUAAUAUAAUAUAAUAUACACUAUACAGCUAGGCUACUAUAGGCUAGGUAUUACAAAUAUAUACCCGUAUUUAUAUUUUAUAUAUAUAUAUAGGUAUUGUUUGAUUUAAUACUAUGUUAUGCAUUAUCUUUUUUUUUUACGAGAGUAAUUUUCAUGUAUUCGCAGAAAAAAAAACAACAUAAUAUAAAGUAAAAAAAAAAAACCCAUACAAAUUGACUGACGUUUAAACAGAGUCUAUAAUACUUAUAUGUCACCUAUUAUUAUAUUAUUUGUUUUUAUUUAGUAUUGUUAAUAUACUGUUAUCAAAAUGUAUGUUUGAAUAAUAUAUUAUUUCGUAUACAAUAUAGGUAACGAUAUUUGUUUAAUUUGUGCGCCUCUCAUGAUACUGCGAUUUUUUUUAUUUUCUUAAAGUAAAAUUUAACUGUUGUUAAUUUAAAUGAUUAAAAUUACCUACCUACCUAACUGUCUAUAUAUUAUGUAAACACUCCUUAUUAAGUGUUGAGUGUUGUUACACAAAUGUAUUCUGCGUUACCUUUGAAUAGGUACCUACAUAAUACUAACAUACUAUUGAGUUGUAUUAAGAUGACGUAUGCCCGCAUGUGCUGUCUCCAUUUUACAUAGGUACGUACGAUGUAGUAAAUUUGCGUUCAGCCAGGACAACUUUGUUAGUUUUAAUAUUGGAAUAACGGAUAAUGCAGAUAAUUCAGAAUCUUAUAGAUAGGUUAAUUCACUUUAAUAUUAGAACUAAAUACACAAAGUUAUUCCUGCGGAACGUAAAUUUGAUAUGUCGUACUUUUGGUAGACAGAAACAGCACAUAAUUGUAUCGCGCCUCUUAAAUUUUCUAGGAAAAUUAUACUUUUAGUUACGUAAUUGUAAACACCGUUUUAUUUUAACAAUUUAACAAUUUUAGAUUUUCUCGAUUUUAAUUAAACAAAAUUUCCGUUGUAUGUUUAAUGUAAACUUGAAAUUAUUUUUUUCAUCGUAUAUUGGAUAGGUAAACUUAUGAUAUGACUACAUGUAUAGUAUAAAACCAACGAUUUUAUUUGUAAUGUUUGUUACAUUUAAAAUAACUUUUCUAAUAUUUCAUAUAUUAUUAAAUAAAUAAUAUUUAAUUACUAUUAGUAGUUAACAUGUUAUUACAUAUUGUUAUUUUAUUCGAAUAGAUCAAUAUUAUUCAAUUUUAG